Podospora pseudocomata is the source of this 1308-nucleotide messenger RNA. RefSeq lists its product as uncharacterized. Bases 1 to 1308 code for a protein of 435 amino acids. The record is from RefSeq and is a predicted model, not a curated record. Lineage: Eukaryota; Fungi; Ascomycota; Sordariomycetes; Sordariales; Podosporaceae. The transcript is spliced from 2 exons.
AUGCUUUCUUCGUGGGCGAGAAUUGCCUCUUCGUUGCUGCUGGUGUCAGCACGAUGGGCUACUGCUAUUCCAACCGCCGAGUUGGACGAGAGAGAACUCAACUCUCGUCAGGAGGAUAAUCACUGGGUGGCAACAUGGACUUCCAUGCCUCAGCUGGUUGAGCCUAACAAUAUGCCACCUUCGCAAUUCACCAACGGAGGCGUCUUCCGCGAUGCCACCAUCAGACAAACCCUCCACCUCUCCAUCGGCGCCGAGAGACUCCGCAUCCAAAUCAGCAACACCUUCGGCGGCAGCGACCUCCCCAUCACCGCCGCCUCCAUCGCCCUCGCCGCCGGAAACAAAGCCGGAGUAGCCGGCAUCGACGCCGCAACACUCAAACCCCUCACCUUCCGCAACGGCUCCUCCUCCAUCGUCGUCCCCCGCGGCCAGGUAGCGUACACUGACCCAAUCGAGUUUUCCGUCGGCCCCCAGACCAACAUCGCCGUCUCCCUCUACUCCCAGCAAGGCCAGUCAGGCAGCAGCAUCACCGGCCACCCCGGCAGCCGCACAACCUCGCACAUGCAGUCCGGCAACCGCGUCAGCACCGCCACCCUGUCCGGGGGAGCCAACACCAAGCACUGGUACUUCCUGUCCGCAGUCGAAGCCUGGAAGCCAAAGGAUCACUCCGCGUUUGUGAUCCUGGGGGAUAGCAUCACCGACGGGAGAGGCAGCACCGACGACGGGAACAACCGCUGGCCUGACCUGCUCAUCGCGCGUAUGCAGAAAGAGGGAAUCAACCACAUCGGCGUCAACAACCAGGCUGCGGGGGGCAACACUGUUCUCUCUGGCGGUCUGGGACCGACCCUCCUCACCCGGUACAAACGCGACGCUUUGCAAGUAGCAGGCGUGAAAUAUGUCAUGAUCUUCAUUGGGGUGAAUGACAUCGGCGGCGGUGGCACCGACUCUGGUUCUCAAAACUCCAUUGCGACAAGGUUGCAAAGCGCGUUCCAGCAGAUUGUUAGGGAGUGCAAAGCAGCGGGGAUCAAGACGAUAGGGGGGACGAUUACUCAGUUUACGGGGAGCGGGCAGAGCUAUAGCAACCCGACGAGGGAGCAGACGAGGGUCAAGGUGAAUGAGUGGAUUUUGAACAGCGGGACGUUUGACGCGACGGUGGAUUUUGCAAAGAUUAUUGGGGAUCCGGGGAAUCGGGCGCAGCUGGCGAGGCAGUUUGAUGGGGGGGAUCAUUUGCAUCCUAACGUGGCGGGGUUUCAGGCUAUGGCGGAUGGGUUUCCGCUGGGGUUUUUCAGAGCUUUUAAUGGGACUUUGUGA